Molecule: messenger RNA, 3909 nt
Organism: Perca fluviatilis (European perch)
Lineage: Eukaryota; Metazoa; Chordata; Actinopteri; Perciformes; Percidae
Gene: mllt3
Product: MLLT3 super elongation complex subunit
Exons: 14
Coding region: 124-1983 (619 amino acids)
Biological process (GO): regulation of DNA-templated transcription
Cellular component (GO): super elongation complex
Source: RefSeq, a predicted model, not a curated record
AAAUCUUGAGUCCGACUUCAGUCCAGGAGAGACCAUGUCCGCCGUCAUAGGCAAACUGUACUCACCUCUACUCUCAUUUAAAACUCAUUAUCCAUGAAAUAACAGUAACGCGGGGCCUGAAGAAUGGCCAACUCGGGGGCUGUUCAGGUAAAACUCGAACUCGGUCAUCGUGCCCAGUUCCGAAAGAAACCCACAGUGGAAGGCUUUACCCACGACUGGAUGGUGUUUGUCCGAGGACCAGAGCACAGCAAUAUUCAGCACUUUGUGGAGAAAGUAGUUUUUCACCUGCACGAAAGCUUCCCUAAACCAAAAAGAGUGUGCAAGGAUCCACCGUACAAAGUGGAGGAGUCUGGAUACGCUGGCUUCAUCUUGCCUAUUGAAGUUUACUUCAAAAAUAAGGAAGAACCGAAGAAAGUUCGCUUUGAUUACGACCUGUUCCUCCACCUGGAGGGCCACCCACCGGUCAAUCAUCUUCGCUGUGAAAAGCUCACCUUCAACAACCCAACAGAGGAGUUUCGUAGGAAGCUACUGAAAGCUGGAGGGCAACGGGAUCCUCACAAACGAAGUUCAGAAGACUCCAAAGUGAUGGUAAUGCAGGAGGGCUCCACCUCCCUGUUCAGCCAGAACCUGAAGCUGCCUACACUUCCCAACAGCUCGCUGACAUCCACCUUCUCUGACCCAAAGAAGAGCAAAAGCUUCCAUGGGUCAAAGGAUGGCUCCAAAGGAAGCAGCACCACCCUUCUCACCACCGCCACAACCACCAACAGCAGCAGCUUCUCAAAACUCCACAAACCCUCCAAGGACCACAAAGACAAGCCUCCAAAAGACUUGAAAGAGCCCAAAAGUGCCUUCAGAGAAUGUGGCUGGGAACCCAGCAAAGCCCCCAAAGAACCUUCCAGGAAACCCAAAGAGAACCAACCACUUAGAGAUAUGAAUCCUAAGAUAGGCUUUAAGGAACCCAAGUCUUUGUCCAAGGAACAUCGGACUGAGGGAAUGACCCACGGGUCAGGGCUAAACAAGCGUCUGCCCACCCCCGAUAGUGACGAUCAUGUGACCAAAAAACGUAAAAAGGGAUUUGUGGAUCCAUCAGGGAGGCAUACAUCAGGGUCAGAAUCUCAACAUUUGGAUAAGAAACUCUUGAAGGAUAGAUCACAGAUGCGAACAAGUAAACUGCGACCAGAAGGUGAUGAGGCAGAGCACAGGAAGGUGUCGACACUUCCGCCAUUCCAGGAACUGGUGGACCCCAAUGACUCUGAUAUGGAGGACCAGUCCACCAAAUCAGAUUCAGAGCAACCCAGUCCAGCCAGUUCCAGCUCCAGUUCAGGCUUUGCUCCCACACACCACAAACGACAAGUGGUGGACUUCAUCAUCAGGAAAAGGGUGGCUAUUCCUGCCACCACCCACACAGUGCUGGGCCCGCUGCAGUCAGUCAUGCAGGAUCUGCACUCAGACGACAACGAUGAAGAUUCAGACGACGACAAUGACCAUGACAUGGACUCUGACGGGGAGCGGCCAGCACACACACAUCUUACACACCACCAACGCAGGGUCAGUUUGAGUGAUGGCAGUGAGAGCGACAGCUCCUCGCCCUCACCCCCAUGCCGCAAUGAAGCCCCCCCCUUACUAAAGACUACUAAUAACCAGGGAGCCUUGGUGAUGCCGGUCUGGUCUAUAGCCUGGAGCCAAAGCCCAUGUAUCAGGAUCUAUUUUAGGACAUGGCAAGAGGACAAAUCGAAGACCGGGGUUUUUGGAUGUAUUUUUGGUGCAACAAACUACUCAGCUUACCUGGACGAGCUAGUGGAACUGCACAAAAGACUGAUGACACUCAGAGAAGGUCAUAUCCUGCAACAGAUUGUGAACCUGAUUGAAGAGACUGGACACUUCCACAUCACAAACACUACGUUUGACUUCGACCUUUGCUCCUUGGACAGAAGCACGGUCAGAAAACUGCAGAGUUACCUGGAGACCUCCGGAUUGUCCUGAGCCUCUGAGCAGCUGGCUGCUGGAUCUCUGUCUCCACGUAGACUUUUGAUUUUUCUUGAACAAACUCCAACUUUGGAUGCAAUGUAAAGACCCGCUGUGGGCGGGUCCAGUUGCUGUGUCCAGCCUGCUGGUUGGACCGCUCUGAAUGCAGAAGAACCAGGGCCACGUGUUGGGGCGGGGGGGGAGGGUGAGCCCUGUGGAUCAGGAGAUCACCCAGAAAGCCUUGAAACCUCACUUGAUUUAUAAAAAUAAAAAAACAAGUAGGGAGUGGCCACCUUGUUGCUCUUAAUGAAUGUGCAUAUUUUUACCAUUUAUGUUCUUUGAUUUAUUGUUCGUUGGGACAAAUGCAUGAUCAACAUCGCCUUACUACAUUGUAAGUUUUAUUUAUUGAAGUGUGUGUGUGUGUGUGUGUGUGUGUGUGUGUGUGUGUGUGUGUGUGUGUGUGUGUGUGUGUGUGUGUGUUAAGCACUUGACAGCAGCAUAUAUUUGACUCUGUGUGACAGUUGAGCAUUACUGAAUGUAAUACUGAAUAAUUUCAAUGGGAACAAAAAACUGCCAGACCAGGUGUGAAGGUGACGCUCAUACAUUUAUAUUCCAGUCCAGAAAAGAAGCAAAUCUUGAGGUCCAGAUAAAGAUCCAGCCUGGCUGGGGGAUAACCGAGGCAUUGGUGCGGCUGUACAGCCCCUGUUGUUCCCGUUCACACCUGUGCACCGAUGGCCUGGCUGGUACAGUGGCUGAUUGUCGGUUUCAGAAAGAUUCUGAGUGUGUUGAAGACUGUUAGACAUCCAAGAAGCAUACUGAGGCCUAAAUUGUGCAGGCAUUACUCUAACUUUGCAAGACUCCAUCUGAUUUUGAGCUUAAAAACAAAUCUUUGGUGACUACUUCUGUGCAGAAUUAUAUGUUGGCGCCCCCCAGUGGUAGUAUAAAAAACAACACUUAUCUACGGCUAUUAUUGUCUCCCUCUGCCUCAUGGAUCUGACCAACAAUUUUCACUGAAAUGUCUUUUUCUACAAGCAAACUUUAUCAUGACAUACACACUCUACAUAUGGUGGCUUUGAAUCCCCACCGUUUGGUUUCUCCUCUUACAGGAAGCUCGUUUAAAGAUUUUGUAUUUCUAUUAUUGCAUGUAUUAUAAAACACAACUCGCAAACUCCGACUAAUGUGAUCAUGUGUAUUCCACAUGCAGGAAAGAGAUUGGCUUUCCAGCUGUACAGAUUGAAGCACACCAGCACAUAAUUUCAAGUGCAACAUCUUUUGGCAGUUUUUUAUUCCCAUAUUGUGACACUGUAAUAAAGCAAGACUUGAGUGGCAGCUGGAGUGAGCUGAGCACAAAUGACUAAAGUCAAAGUUCUCAUGCUACAAUCGAAAACCCAUUGGUACCAAAUCCAGGACUAAUGUACUGCAGCAGGUCCUGCUCAUUGGCUGCAACGUGGAGAAAGUUACAGGGCCAAAUGCAUAGUUAAUAGAUCCAGUUGGUUUAGGAUACUGCUAAUGUUUGUCUACAAAGUCUGAUUGUAAGGAAAUCCUUCUCUCUUUGUAGAACGGACCAAGCCCUGUAAGAGGAAAGGGAGAACAAAGUCCCUGCAUGCAGUAUGAGACCAGAAAAGAGACGACUUCUGUCUUCUGCAUUUCUGAAAUGUGUGAAAUAUUUUGGUUACAUUUAACAAAAGAGAGAGCCAGUGGGAAUUUUGGUUGACAGGUACUGUUACGGGUGUCUUUUAUUUAUUUUGUGGGUGUUUGAGUUGUUAAAGCAAAGCUCAGCAUCCAUUUCCCAAGGAGAAUGCCUUUGUUUGAUUUUUAAAGUUCAGGAUGGUAAGCAGUCCCAAUAACCUUGAAGGGCUUUCUUACCCUGUGUUCUGUUUUAUGUUAUUUUGUGUAUUUUGAGGACAUACAAUAAAUAUUCUGUAUAAUGUACCGAGGAGUUAA